Messenger RNA from Apus apus (common swift), 4384 nucleotides. It is a transcript of the gene PHLDA1, whose product is annotated as pleckstrin homology like domain family A member 1. The record is from RefSeq and is a predicted model, not a curated record. NCBI's taxonomy places the organism in Eukaryota, Metazoa, Chordata, Aves, Apodiformes, Apodidae. Gene Ontology annotation, biological process: positive regulation of apoptotic process. Gene Ontology annotation, cellular component: nucleus. Gene Ontology annotation, molecular function: phosphatidylinositol phosphate binding. Bases 187 to 645 code for a protein of 152 amino acids. The transcript has 2 exons.
CGCCCGUCGCAGCCCGCCACGCCGCGGCACGGGCGGCAGCCGCUCCGCUUGCUGCGGACCGGGGCCAUCCCGGCCCUCCGCCUCGGAGCCGGUGCGGGGCGGCGAGUCAUCGGCUGGUGCCGGCUGCCCCCCGACCCCAGCCCCUGCGGGCGGAGGCCGCUGGCCCCGCCGGCCCAUGCGAGAAGGAUGCUGGAGAGCGGCUGCAAAGCGGUGAAGGAGGGCGUGCUGGAGAAGAGGAGCGACGGGCUCCUGCAGCUCUGGAAGAAGAAGCGCUGCAUCCUCACCGAGGAGGGGCUGCUCCUCAUCCCCCCCAAGCAGCAGCCGCCGUCGCCACCGCAGCAGCAGCAGCCGCUGCCGGCCGAGCCGGCGGCCAAGAUCAAGGAGCUGCACUUCUCCAACAUGAAGACGGUGGACUGCGUGGAGCGGAAGGGCAAGUAUGUAUACUUCACGGUGGUGAUGGCCGAAGGGAAGGAGAUCGACUUUCGGUGCGCGCAGGAGCAGGGCUGGAACGCGGCGAUCACGCUGCAGAUGGUGCAGUACAAGAACCGCCAGGCCAUCCUGGCCGUGCGCUCCACCCGCCAGAAGCAGCAGCACCUGGGGCAGCCCCACGGCCCGCGCCUCCGCACCGCAUCCAACUCCGCAUAGGGCAGGUGAAGUUACCGAAGCGCUUCGGGAAAGCGGGACUGAGCGCCUUGCUUGCGGGACUUACUUCGGUUGGUCAAAACGGGGCAAACGCCAGAGAUGCAGGUAGACCGGAGAGAAGCAGCUCAACAACCUGGACCCCAGCUAAGCUGCUGCUGCUGCUGCUUUGCCGCCCUCGGUGCCGAGAAACAUUUCAAAUCUGUUAUUUAUGAACCUUGGAAAGGAUCCGUUGGCGUGAUGGGACUUCUAGGAGACAUGAUGUACUGUAACUUUAUUUUAAUGUAUUUUAUUUUAUUUAUUAGGGUUGUUUGUUUUUGAUUAUUAUUUUUUUUAAGGCUUGUUUGCAAGACAUUUCUGAAUGUAGGUCAUGUCCAAAAAGCAAAGGAAAAAAAACUAUUUGUACGUUAGCUCCCUAAAGAAACAGAAACGUUCUGGGCUGUUUGGCUGUGUGCAAUUUGACAAAAUAGUGGUUUUUUUGCCUGAAAUGUGCUUUGUUACACUAACAUGGAAAACGCAACGCGUGGUUUGGAAUUUCACUGAAACCCAUCCUGCAUACAAACCCUCUUCUUUUUAGUGAGAAUAUCAAUUGCGGUUUGGGUUCUAAAUUAUUUUCUUUUGAAGUCUGCACACAGUGUAAGACAAUAAAAUCUUACACACUCAUUCGGAAAAGCAACAUUGAUUGCUAUUCUGAGAUUCAAACCCCGGUGUGUGUUAAAUGUGUGAGCGGAGGGGAAUCUGACCAACCUCCUUUGUGAGGCAGGAGUCACAGCUGGAUUCCAGUUACCCCUUUGAUGGGCCUGCUCCCAGGCUGGAGCUGAGAAGCAUUUAUGAGCAUUUCUUAGUGCCCCAAGUUCAGGGCUCCCCCUGCACGGUUCAUGUGUGAGCGGUCUGGGCUCUCGACCUUUGUUGUAUUUCCCUUGGCAGUUUUUAAGUGUCUUGCAUUAAAGUAGUCCCUACUUUAAAAUCCAUUUUAUCUACAUCUUAGUGUGCAAAUGGAUUAUUUUGGUAACAGUUUGCAUAAGCUGAAAGUUGCUCUCUAGCUGAGAUAAACUAGAUUAAUUUUGGUGUGCAGCGCUGUCAGAUGUUGAGAGAGGCUGCGAUCUCGCCUCUAAAAAUGUUGACGAAGCCGUGAAGUUGGAAAACAAAGGGCUAAUUGCACAGCUGGUGUGUCUUCCUCUGCCUUUUAGAAGUCAGUGGGAGUUUGGCCGUGGAUGCUGCCGAGAGCGGGUUAGAACAGUUCGCCCCAGUGCUGGUGAGGGAGCCAGGCACAGGCUGGUGUGUGCUUUUUAGGAUGAGGCCCUUUGGGCAGGGAGUGAUUUCACCUUGUGUGCUGCUGCAGCCCAGGCUCUCUGGUUUCAAUGAAGUGGGAUGCAGCAAUGCGGCCCGUUAUCUCUGGUUCAAGGUAAAAAGCUGCAGCCAUGGAGCUGAUUUGUUUUAACUAGCAUGGUGAAGAAAACGGCUUUUGACCCCUUUACAAGUUACAUGAAUGUAUACAAAACCCUUUAAAGCCUCACAUCCAGGACUUUUCUGUUUGUGUAACUGAGGUGUAGCUUGACUGUUAAAAGCUCCACGUUCUUGGUUCAAGCUGUUUCUGUAAGUGUUUAAAGCAAAAGACUGAAGUGACACUCAAAGGAAGAUCUCAGAAUUGGCUGCUGUACAGAAUGGUCCCUUCCUCUGCACCCUGAGCUUAAUCUCAGUCCUGUGAGGAGUAAGUCGAGAUGUCUUUCAGGCCCUCCUCUUUUUUUCCUGGUCCCCAGGUGUUGGGGUCACAUAUCCAGAAGUGCACACAUGUAAUGGUGCAGAAUUAAAGCCUAGACAUUGGUAGUCCUCUAUGGUUACUCCCCAGUGCUUCUUUCUUGACAAGGUUGUGUGAUGAGCUGGGGGUGAUGAAUUGCAGGAGUCCUAACAAAGUUAUUACUUUGAGACUAAUUGAAAUCGAAGGUGCCCUGCAUCUUCGAGGAUUAGAUUCACUGUCUUGGCAAUCAUAAUAGCCAAUUUCCACAUCUCUGUACAUUUGUCAUUACCAUUCUGCUAAUGCCUGGAUGUUAGAACUGCAAGGGGAUUUUCUAAUGAGCUAGUGAAAGACUCACAAAAUAGACUGUAAUUUGUAAUUUGGCUCCUCUCUUUAGAGUCAUUAAUUACAGUGUACUGAGUAACUAAUCCACCUUUUCAGAUACACAGAUGUAUCACUGAUAUCUCACCUACUAAAAGAUGUUUUAGCCUAUUGAAGGAUAAAUGUAAUUGAUGAAAAUUAAUAGCUAUGUGAUAAGAGAGACACAUAUUGGUCUUGGAGAGGCAGAUAUUCCUGUCCUCGGUGCAUGCAAACCCCUGAAUGCCAUAAAAGUCUAUGGAUCUGGUCUAAAGCUGAAAUUUUGCUGCUCCUCUGGAAGAACUUGUACUUUGAAAGUGAAAGGGAAUGAUUUUAAUGUUAUAACUGACAUUAAGGUUUGAGAAAACAGCUUUAAUUUUGAAUUUGCUGCUCUUUUUCAUUGGUUCAAAAUCAGCGUCCCACUUUCACCUGGUGUUUCUUGUUUUAAGUUGGUCUGAAAGAUGCUUUUGCCGUUUGAACUUAUAUAGUUCACCAACAAACUGUUGCCAGUCACCACUGCAUGCUGUGUUUCUUACCUUUUUACAAAUGUUGGUGACAGUGAAACUCUUACUGUGAGAGAUGGUCACAUCACAAAAUCCGUCUUGAGCUGUUCCUGUGUCUGCAGUCUGAGCUGGUGCGAUGGGUGUCAGGAUCAAACCCCCCACCUUGGGCCUCCAGAUUUGUCUCCUGAAGACCAAAUGGGAACAAAUUGGCAGGGGUCCCCUGGGGACAGUCGGACCAUGUGGCUCAUGCCGUGUCAGUAUAAAUAAGGCUAAAUUGUCUGACAUGGACAAUCCGACAACUUUCUCACGCUCUAAAUUCCAUGGGCUUUUUUGUUUUGGUUUGGGGUUUUUUGACUGAUAGUAAUUUUAGCCCAAGAAAUUGUUUGAUGUUAUAAAUAAAGUAGUUCUGAGCUUAUUUUUGGCUUGCUGCUUUACUACUGCAUAGUCUUCACUGGAGCUACUUGGUUAAAUUCUGUCUGCCACUGCCUUUUAAGCAAUGGCUAUGGAAGUAGGUCCAGCAGAUCAUGCUCCAUCUUAUUGGAGCUUUACAAGUAAAGAAAUCAGGUUGUUCUUCCGCUUACCAAAAAGACCCCACAAACAACAACAACAACAACAAAAGCCAAAAAAAAACAAAACACAGGAAAAAAAGAACAGUAUGUGGCUGUGGUAAAAUUUAAAUCAGAGAAUAGACACCCAUGCCAGCAAAACACAGCCAGGCAAAUGCUGGCAUAAAAGUGUGGGCAGUUGGUUCUUAAAAAGAUCAAAACUUCACCUCUUAGGAAAAAAAGAAAAGAAAAGAAAAAAAUAAUAAUUAAGGGGCAGCUUUGGCAUGAAAAUUCAAGAUGUGGUAACCAAGAAAACUUAGAAACUGGGGGAAAAAGGAGAUCAAGUGGAUGUUGUCUCUGUCACAUUCUGAAAUAGUUCCUCUUUUUUAAGGUUCAUGAUAUGCAAAUGCCAGCUUCUGGAUUAUAGCUGCAGUGAUGUACCAAAUGUUUCCUAGCAUAUCCUAUUGUGAGCAGAAAUAUCGGUGUCGUCAAGGAAAAAAGUGUGUAAAUAUGACUCAUAAAUGAUUUCUGAGAGAUGUGAUUUAUUUUUCAUAUUUUUCAAGAUGCAUUCCAUUUCAAAUAAAGAGUUAUCUAUUGAAAGAGCU